Molecule: messenger RNA, 2351 nt
Organism: Malurus melanocephalus (red-backed fairy wren)
Lineage: Eukaryota; Metazoa; Chordata; Aves; Passeriformes; Maluridae
Gene: ANXA4
Product: annexin A4
Exons: 13
Coding region: 229-1176 (315 amino acids)
Cellular component (GO): cytoplasm
Molecular function (GO): calcium-dependent phospholipid binding; calcium ion binding
Source: RefSeq, a predicted model, not a curated record
GGCUCAUUGCCAACUUCUCCUGCUCUGGAUCACAACCAACUCUUUAGGGAUGGGCAGAGCAGGGCUGGAACUCCGUCACGUCACUGCCGCGUGUCKCCAGGGCGGGGACUUUGCCACCCGGGACAGCCACGAAAACUCUCCCCAUCCCUACCGGGGACCCGYGUGGGACUGCAGCUGUCUAAGUGCCUGAGGACACAGAUAAUAACAGAUUGACCAAAUCCCAGCACGAUGGCAACAGUCAAGGGCAUCUCGACUUUCAGUGCUGAGCAAGAAGCACAAGCACUAAGGAAAGCCAUGAAGGGAUUUGGCACGGAUGAAGAUGCCAUCAUUGACACCUUGACCAAACUGAAYGUUUCCCAACGGCAGCAAGUUCUGAUCACCUAUAAAAGCACUAUUGGCAGGGAUUUGAUUGAUGACUUGAAGUCUGAGCUGAGUGGGAAUUUUGAAAAGGUGAUCGUUGGUUUGAUGACUCCUACCAUCAUGUACGAUGUGCACGAACUGAGGAGGGCUCUAAAGGGAGCAGGAACAGAUGAAGGCUGCCUGAUUGAAAUCCUGGCUUCUCGCACCAACGCAGAGAUUCGGCACAUCAACGAGAACUACAAACUCCAAUAYGGYUCUACCCUCGAGGAYGACAUCGUCUCUGACACCUCCUCCAUGUUCCGGAGAGUCCUUGUGUCCCUCGCAACAGGUAACAGAGAUGAGGGAACAUUUGUGGAUGAGGCCCUUGCUCAACAAGAUGCUCAGUGCCUGUAUGAAGCUGGGGAGAAGAAAUGGGGAACAGAUGAGGUGCAGUUCAUGUCCAUCCUCUGCACCCGGAACAGGUGCCACCUGCUGAGAGUUUUUGAUGUGUACAGAGGGAUUGCUAAUAAGGACAUCACAGAGAGCAUUAAAUCUGAGAUGUCAGGAGACCUCGAGGAUGCAUUGUUAGCUGUGGUGAAGUGCUUGAGGAAUAAACCUGCGUAUUUUGCUGAAAGAUUGUACAAAUCUAUGAAGGGCCUGGGCACAGAUGACAGCACCCUGAUCCGGGUGAUGGUGUCCCGCUCAGAAGUWGACAUGCUCUACAUCAGGAGGGAAUUCCUGGCCAUGUAUGGGAAAUCGCUCCACUCCUUCAUUAAGGGAGACUGCUCAGGGGACUACAGGAAAGUUCUGCUCAGGCUCUGUGGUGGGGAGGAUUAAAGGAGGCCUKUGGGACUGCCUGGSUGAUGGGAAGCAGCUGAUCRUAGAAUCAUUUAGGUUGGAAAAGAUCUUUAAGAUCAUCAAGCCCAAUCAUGAUAAAGAUUUCUUUCUAUUAAYUUUUUUCACAAAUGCCUUAUUAAUUUUUCUAAUUAUUGAUUUAGGUUAGUUCAUGCUCUGGUUAGAUAGUGGCCAUUCUGGUUGACCCUUUUGGCACACUUUUAUGCUUGGGAACACCCAUUUGCYUACUAACUGGGCUGAUAAAGCCCAUCUUACACAGAACGCUGUAACCAAAGAUACAAAAGUUAAAUUGUUUCUUGACCAGCUGUCCCUUUGUUGGUCAGGAAAAUGCAUCAGCUGAAGCAAACCUGGAUGCAGAGUGUGAGAGGCUGCCCAGGGAAAAGCCAACCUCAUCAGUACAUGGAGAGUUUAGAAYAUGGGUUUGCUUCUGUUUCUUGAUAAAAUUAAGACACAAAGAAAUCAAAUAUCUAAAACACAAGAACGUUUACAUGUUAACUUGCCUCUGUUGGUGGGAACACUGACAGCCUGCCUGCACUGUAUGUAUAUGUUGCCUGUAGAUCUGUAAGUGGGCAAGUUGUCACUGGUGACAUCAGAAAAGCCCUUUUUCUGCCUUGGUUAGAGCAGCCCUGUGCUCUUGAUCUGUCUGCUUGACUAUUGGACUAUAAAUAAUUAUGUUAUACUGCAAACCCUGCUCUGGAURAAGUGAUAUUGUUGGAAUGGUGCCUUUUUAGGAAUGACCUGUCCCUAAAACCCCACCUCAUCAGCCUGGUGCUGGGAUGCCUCCCCAAAGCUCCCUGAGGUAACUCCCCAGGACACCUCCCCAUGCUGGCAGCAGCCCCGUGUCACAGGACCAUUAAAGGAUGUCACCUGGAUGUCCACAUCAAUAUCUGGGAGGGACUUUUCACCCAGACUCUACACACCUGCCUGUUCGCUUUUUUCACUACAAAAGUGGGAUUCUGCUUUGGCUUAGCAAUUUAUUUUUUACUGCUGAUGUAUAAUCCUKUUCUGAAGGACCAGACUGAGCUUGGACUGUCAAAGCUCAAACACCAAGGUGGUUAGACCCCAGUUCCAUCAGUCAUUUUCCUCUAAAACAGGGUCCUGCUGCUUGGAAUAGGAGAUGCCUCUGUGGCCUUCAAUAAAAUAAUUUUCUUUCUGUU